Molecule: messenger RNA, 2388 nt
Organism: Oreochromis niloticus (Nile tilapia)
Lineage: Eukaryota; Metazoa; Chordata; Actinopteri; Cichliformes; Cichlidae
Gene: slc35g2b
Product: solute carrier family 35 member G2b
Exons: 2
Coding region: 412-1662 (416 amino acids)
Cellular component (GO): membrane
Source: RefSeq, a predicted model, not a curated record
GCGAGCCUAGGUGGGAAGGAGUCUCGAGGAGGAGAAUGAGGAAGAGUAACCGCUGGCUGUGACAGUGACAGUUGCUUCUCUCCUCCAUCCCCUCCUUCAACUUCAUCAUCAGCAUCAGCAUCAUCAUCACCCGCCUCAGCAACAGCAGCUUCAGCUUCAUCAGAGGCAGAAGCAGCGUCCGUCCAGAGAGUGGAGAACGAAAAACCGAAGCAGCACGCAUCUUUAAAAAAAAAGGAAAAAGAAAAGGUGCACCACUUGAGACGGAAGAUGGAGAAAUGGCAGUUGCAGAUGAGCGAAUGUAAGGACCAAGAAAUUCGACAAAAUCUUCUUUUAUGACAAAAACCCGGAUCCGUGCAACAGUAGGAACUAUUUAAGGAACAAAAAGAUUGCCCCAUUUGACGCCCAUACAACAUGGAUAUAUCUUCAUCUUCGCUUCAGUACGGAUCAAAAAAGCGGGUCAAGAUUCACCCCAACACAGUGACGGUGAAAUAUGCCACUCACUUCCCUCAGCCUGGAGAUGAGGGCUAUGAUGAUGCACCCUCUUUUGAGGACUUUGGCGCCUUCGCUGAAGCCAGUGUGGGGAAGAGACUGGUGUCAGAUAGCAAAGGUGGCAGGACUUUCUUUGGAACCAUGGAAACCCAACCUAAGCAGCCAAGUGUGCAAAGAGACAAGGGUGUUGAGGGGCAGCUGGCCAGCUUUGGCGAGGCGAAUGUGUUGGCCUCCAGGGUAACCUGGAUGGCAUUGUUUGGGGCAGCAGUGGCUCAUGGCUGUGUGGCAUUGAUUACUCGUUUAGCAGCUGACCGUUCUAAAGUUCCUUCUCUUGAGCUACUAUUCAUCCGCUCCGUGAUCCAAGUGCUGUCCAUCCUGGUGGUCUUCUACUACCACGAAGCCCCCUUUGGCCCCAAGGGCUAUCGACUGCGUCUCUUCUUUUACGGUGUCUGCAACGUAAUCUCAAUCACCUGCGCUUACACAUCCUUUGCCAUAGUACCACCUAGCAAUGGCACUAUCAUGUGGCGUGCCUCCACCACAGUCUUCAGUGCAAUUCUAGCCUUCCUGCUGCUGGAUGAGAGGCUGGGCUAUACCGAUGUGGUCACAGUGGUAGGAAGCGUGUUUGGCUUGUGCCUGGUUAUGGUACCAAAUGUAGCAGAUGAGGAGAAGUCCAGGCUGGGGUUUUGGAAGGAGGCCUUUGGCUACACAAUGACAGUGAUGGCCGGCAUGACUGCUGCCCUCUCCAUGAUCGUCUACAGGGCCAUUAAGGAGCGGGUCAGCAUGUGGACCGCACUCUUUACCUUCGGCUGGACGGGCACAGUUUGGGGUGCCUCCACCAUGUUUAUCAUGCAGGAGCCCAUCAUUCCUCUGGAUGCGGAGACCUGGGGCUAUUUAAUUGGGAUUUGUAUCUGCUCCACUGUGGCAUUUCUCGGAGUCUACUAUGCUCUAAAUAAGUUUCAUCCAGCCUUAGUGAGCACUGUGCAGCAUCUGGAGAUUGUGGUUGCCAUGUUUCUCCAGCUCAUCGUUCUGAGGAUGAUCCCCUCUGUCUAUGACGUCAUCGGGGGCCUAGUCAUCAUGAUUAGUGUGUUUACUCUGACGGGAGUCAAGCUGUACAGGGUGAGCAGAGCCAUUCGGCAGGAUUACCAAGAGAUCCUGGACUCACCCAUCAAAUGAAUUUAGAUGUCAGUCUAAUUGUUUACAAUGUUGCUUGGUUGUACAAUUCAAAGAAUGUCUGGGUCGUCAUCUGAUGAUUUUGUAUUGUUGUGUUGUCAAAUGAGUGCCAGUUGUGUAACUAAUAAAAAAAAUGGUGUCUUAAUAUUUGUGUGGGAAAUAAUAAAAAAAAAAAAGGCAGAUAUAACAUGGUGACCACUUUGCCCCAGUAGUAUUGCUUUAAUGUCUAAUCAGUUGUGUGACUGGCCAAAAUGUUGGGCAUGAAAAUGAUCUGUUUGAUUUGUGUGCUUUACCACGCUCAAAGAUUUGAAAUCAAAUUGACCACGUGGGAUCUGGUCUUGUGAAUGUCAAUGUAAAAUCAGCAAAGAUGUAUCUCUGUAAAUGUCAGCCCAGAGAUGGGUCACGCUACAUAAAAGGAAUAAAAUAAGAACUUUAAAAACAGCCCAACCUUUUAUAAAAAACAAAAACAAAAAAACAACUGCUAUUUAUUUGUGUGGCUCCUAAGCUGUUGCUUUCCAAGACAGUAUCAUUUCUUCAAAGAAACAAUUACAGAUGAGCCAGCAAAGCUACAAAGUACAAUAUAAUGUCCUUUAUGUGAUAGGCUGCAGGCUGUGGCAUUAUGUGAGAUUGUUCUUAUUAAAUCUAAAUUGAACAUCACAAACAGACUCCAAAUUUACUGGAGAUCAAAUGUGACUUUGAAAAAUAAAAGAUCUUGUCUAUAAUUCCUUA